AUGGCGCGCGGACCCCGCGGACACCGCGGAGCGCGGGGAGGGGCGGGGCCGGCGGGCCGCCUCGUGCCGCGCGGAAACUCAAACCGGCGGUCGCCCCCGCAGCCAAUGGGCCCGCAGCGCCGCCCGCCGCCAGCCAAUGGGAGCGCGCCGCCGGGGAGGGGCGGGGCGGCGCGGCGCUGCCGGGCGGCGGCAACUCGCGGGGCCGCGGCGGCGGCUGCGAUGGCCCCGGAGCGCGGCUCCCGUCCGUCCCCCGCCGGGCCGCCCCCCGCCGGUACCGAAGGGCUGCCCAGGGCCUUCCUGCAGAGCCUGCGCACUCUCUUCGACAUCCUGGACGACCGGCGGCGGGGAUACGUGCACCUCCGAGAGAUCGAGUCCCGCUGGCAGGGCGCGGAGGCCCGCGAGUUGCCCUCCGGCGUGCUGGACGGGCUGCGGCGGGCGGCGCCGCCCAGCGGGUAUCUCACUUUCGAGCGCUUCGUCCUGGGGCUGCGAGCCGCGCUGCCCGGCGCCGACGGCGGAGUCCCGGGUAAGGGCAGAGCACCGGGGCGCGGGGAGCCGCGGGACAAGGAGCGGGACAAGGAGCGCGGCCGCGGCCCCGCCGUCAGCGCCUCGCGGAGCCUGGAGAAGCUGCCGAGCCCGCAUGGCAACGAGGAGCGGCGCGGGCAGAGCGGCGGACACCGCGAGCCGGAGCCGGGCCAGGGGCAGCCGCGCGGCCGAGGUAUUGAUGUUAAGUCUGCUGGGCUUAACCAAGGAGAUGGUGGCCAUGUGGGCCCUGGAGACAUUCGGAGACAUCAGAGGGGACGUGCAGAACACCGGAGACACACUAUUGCCAAUGGUGUGGACUUUGGCAUGCUGAAGCAUAUGAAGGAGCUGGAACAGGAGAAGGAUUUCCUGCUUCAGGGUCUGGAGAUGGUUGAGCGUGCCCGGGAGUGGUACCACCAGCACAUCCACUGCAUGCAAGAACGCCAGAGGCUGCUGGGGAAAAACAAAACCAGCACUGACUUCCUUCCUGAUGGCAGCCAGAGCCAACUGGGAUGCCUGAUCCCAAAGCUGCAGGAGGUGAACCGCUGCCUGGGUGACCUCUUGGCAGCUGUGGGCAAGCCAGGGAACUCCACCUCAGCGCUGAGCAGGCUGACCCCCACUGCCCCUGCGGUGUCCCCAGUCUCUGCAGUCUCCCAGCAAGCCAUCAACAUGCUGAAGGAGCAAAACCGGCUUCUCACCAAGGAGGUGACUGACAAGAGUGAACGCAUCACCCAGCUGGAACAGGAGAAAUCUGCUUUGAUCAAGCAGCUCUUUGAGGCACGUGCCCGCAGCAAUCACGAAAUGAGCCAGCUGGACUCCACCUUCAUCUAGCACGUGUCUCCCAGCACUCCUGGCCCCAUAUUGAGCUUCUCCAGGGGGUUGGUGGGGCUGGGGCUUUUGUCCUGAAACCAUUCUGUCCAUUGCUCCAGGUGUUCAUCUCAAGGCCUGUGGAGGCCUGGAACUGCCCAUGGUGUCACUGUGGGAAGAAGCUGGGGACUGUGCUUCCCUGAUCUGCUUGGGCAGGCCUCGAGUCCCCUCCCUGCCAUGCUGCUGACAUGGCCAGCAGUGCUGCUCACAAGCUGCUCCUGUUCAAAACCAACUGCAGGUGAACUGCUCCCUCACCUCCCGACCCCCAGUGUGUCGGGUGGAAGCAGCUGCUGCCCUUACUGUGUGAAUGGGGAGAGCUGCUGUACCCUAGGCCUGACCUGGGCUGAAUUCUGGCUGCUCUUUGAAAAAGAUACUGCAUCUUUAACGUUCCAUCUGGCAUUCCAAGGCAAGCCUGCCCUGAAGGGCAUCCUGUCUGCUGCUUGUCCUUCUGUCAGACGACAGGAUUGAAAAUCUGUAAUAGGGGCAUGGCUAGUUCCUCCCUGCUGCCUGUGUUCUGCCCGCUAGAGGAAGCAGACUGGGCUAGAGCAAUGCCUGAGCUGGUGCUCCUCCUGGUACAACCCUUUCCAGUUUGCUGUAGUGAUGCCAUAGUCGCUGUUUACAUAUUUGCAGGCUCCUGUAGUUGAUGAGCCAUAGACCUGGAUCAGGUAACCUGUACCUCUGAGCUGCUCUUUCAGGCUGUUUGCGAUGGAGGCAGAUACCUCUCUUCAUCUUCCUGAACUGGCAAACAUUUCUUUAUGACUGCCAGACCUAUAUUUUUUCAUGAUGACUUUAGAAGGAGAGGUUGUCUUGCAGCAUGAGCCUGAUUUCACAGUGGGGCUUUAUGACUCGUUUUCUUGUUUAACUGAAUGUGGGUGAUGGAGAAGAGGCUGAUGGUCUCUUUCUUUUGCACAUCUCCUAGUGGAGAAAUGGCAGCUUUGCGUGGUGGUGUAAGCAUGGGUGAUGUUAGACUGGUGUGUCUCGGGAUACCUUCUCCUUUCCAUGCAGCUCAGUGAUGGGGCUUGACCUGAGCAAUAUUUUCCUCUGUGGCUUGGUACUUGUUACUGAUGGUACAUUUGUAGGUGAUCGAUGCGAGUCCCCACCUAGCACAGCCCUGGCUUUUCUCUUCAGCAUUGUUUCAUGUUCAGACUCCUGGCACAGUGCUGUAGCACAAUGCACCAAACUGGGCAAAAAGUGCUGGCCUGCCCUGCUGUGCCAGCUUCAGCUGUGUUAGGCUGGGAACUGUGCAGACCAACUCCUUGCCCAUUCCUGAGAAGAUCCUUUUACCCACCCAGUGCAGUUUGUCCCACCCAACUCUCUGAGACUGACUUUGACCUGAAGCUCACUGAUUGACGUUCAGUCCCUGUUCUUUUCUUGCACCUGCUGCCAGAGUGGGGAUCAGCAGAAUGCAAGGGAGAGGGAGGAAGAGCAAGGCCAAGGGAGUCAUUCCCUAUCUGCAGGUGUUAGUUAUCCCCUGGGCAUCAGUGCCUGCCAUCCCUGUCAUGAUGCCACCUCUGGUAUCCGGUGCCUGUUUUACCUGAGGCUUAACAAAAAGUGACUCUCCUCGUAACCCGUCUUUAGGGAUGAUAAUAAAGUGGGCUAAUCUAUUUAAUUUA
Tympanuchus pallidicinctus (lesser prairie-chicken) is the source of this 2999-nucleotide messenger RNA. It is a transcript of the gene SAPCD2, whose product is annotated as suppressor APC domain containing 2. NCBI's taxonomy places the organism in Eukaryota, Metazoa, Chordata, Aves, Galliformes, Phasianidae. The record is from RefSeq and is a predicted model, not a curated record.